Colletotrichum gloeosporioides is the source of this 1959-nucleotide messenger RNA. RefSeq lists its product as uncharacterized. NCBI's taxonomy places the organism in Eukaryota, Fungi, Ascomycota, Sordariomycetes, Glomerellales, Glomerellaceae. Bases 1 to 1959 code for a protein of 652 amino acids. The transcript has 3 exons. The record is from RefSeq and is a predicted model, not a curated record.
AUGGCAGGCCUGGAGGUUGUCGGUGUUGUUCUCGGGGCAAUACCACUUCUCAUAGAAGCGGGCAAACAGGCUGAACGGUUGGAGUUCUACUGGAUGUUCCGUGACAAGUUUCCGCCGCUGUUGAGGUCCAUUCAUGACCAGAUGAUGGCUUACAGACAGAACAUCAAAUUUCUCUUGGGUCCCCUCAAUCUUGACCUUGAUUUAACAGCUAGUCUGGUCGACUUUCCUGAAAGGUCUGGGAUGUGGCGCAACCCCAAGUUUCGGCAGGUGCUCUACGGAAGAUUUGGAAACGACGAGUAUGAGCUCAAUUGGUUGAUUCAACGAACCGAACGAAUAAACGAAAUCAUCCAAGACCUUGCAGGAAUUUUGCGCUUACUCGACUCAAAGGGCUCGAAGGCAAAAGUACAGACUCCUGGCUAUCAAUCAUCGGCCAUGACCGCUUUGAACCAGCAGCAAAUUAGGCUAGCUAUCAGCUUUACCAGCAAGCGUAAGCUAGUUGUCGAAUUUGAAGAGAUCAACCGCAAGAUCCGCGACUUCUUAAGCAAUGACAUGAAAAUUGCACAGAUGAAGGGGACAGUCCUUGGCAACACCUUCAAAUCUCACGGGCAAGACGAGGUCUACAAAAAGAAAGCACAACCCUUCCGCAAACUCCAGAAUCACGUGGAUUCGCUGUACCGAAUUUUCCAACCGAAUAGAUGGGAAUGUGACUGUGGUCUCCAACAUCCUUGUGGAAUUGCCGUUAACUGGGUUUACGAUGUGCAUGGGAUAUCGAAAGGAAGUAUUCAGCUUUAUCUUGAGGGUUCCAAUUCCCCAGAAAGACUGGAUGUGGACUUCUAUUCUUUCGAACCUGAAUCAGACCGAUCUAACCUUCCGAAACAACCGCUUAUUGACCAAUUGUCGUCUAAGCUAGAACGUACCGGGCUGACUCGAGGCUCUAAGGCUCGAACAGCACCGAAGACCAUGCCAGUAAUCUCUGCGCUUGCAGGCUCUGCCUUAGAUUUGGUGAGAACGGGGCCCGAUCAGCAUGGAAACCCCGAGAAGGUGGAUCGCACAUCCGAACAUAAAGCCGAAAGUGGCCCCGACAUAGGAUACGGCAAUUCCGAGGGACUGGUGGUAUCACAGCUAGAACCUAUCGAGGCUGGGCUGACAACGAUUUUUAGAGCUUCUGAGCCCUCGACUAAGAGGCUCCGGCGGUCUAAAAGACGACAAAAAGUCAGAUUCGACGAAGGAUCUGCCUUUUCCCAGACCGCAGUGAACUUGGUCGCUAGCCAAGUCUCUUGCGACUUUCUGCAUGACCCUCUGUCGAGUGACUCUGUCCGGUAUCUUCAAGACACAAGGGAAAAGGGCUACAUUGCAGUGAGAAAAAUGGACCACUCCACGUCGCAGAGCUCUCCAAAUCAUAAUCCUAUGUGGCUGAGGGAGUUUUGGAAGUAUGCUCCAAAAUUGGAUCAGCGAAUCCGGCUAGCAACGAAACUUGCCUACACAAUAAUUGGUUUUGGAACUUCAGCGUGGUUUCCCCAAGGAUGGGAUGACGGUGAUAUCACCGUUUGUUUGAAGCCUCGACCAAUACCUUUCUACUACCAUCUCUCGAUGCGACAGGCACUUCGAAGAGACAUUAAAAACGCUCAACAUCAUGCUGAGAUGGCUGUGUUUACAUUGGGUGUGAUCAUUCUUCAAGUUAUUUAUCAGAAAAGGCUCGAGGAACAGCCAUUCUACAGGAAAUAUUGGGUGGAUGGUAAACCCAGUGAUUUCACACUUGAGCUCGCUGCGCGAGAAUGGCAGCAGUCGGUGGAGAAGGAGUAUGGGCCAAGCAUUGCAGAUGUAAUCUUUCGAUGCGUACACCUCAAAUUUUCCAUUACUCCUGAUCUGGAGAAGGAGGAGUUCAUUCAAGAGAUGUUACUGACGGUGAUUGAGCCUUUGGAGGAUUUUGUAUUGCAGUUUGAGAAUUCAUCAAGCUAG